AUGAGCGUGAGGGUGAGUGAGAGGAGGUCACCAGCCGGUGCAGUGGCAGCAGCUGGACAGCCCGAGGUGUGGGAGCGGACCAGGGUUAGCAAGAGCGCGGAGAACACCCGUGGGGAGCAGCAGAGCCGCCCACCUCCAAGGACCCUGUGGAGAGUGGAUGAGUCGGGAGAAAGUGAGCCCUUGGCCCUGGCAUUUCCUCCAGACCUCCACCUGCAGCGGAAGCAACUCUUGCCUCCUUGGGGCUGGACUAGACGACCCCCCGGAGAUUCUCCAGAACCUCCCGGAACAAAGUUGAACCCUGAGAGUCCCAUCUGGAUUGAGCCGGUCCUUCAGCCCACAGCCCUCUCCAGCAGCUCUUCCCGCAUUCAUUCGUGUAAAGGGAUGACGCAUGUGACAGCGUCGAGUGCGGAUUCAUUCGGGCUGUCACCUAGCAACGGCCUAAUGGCUCCCCUGGCUCUCAGAGCUGAGGGCACAAAGGCAGCUUUUCAGGCUCGGCCUUCUCCCGCCCACACACAGGACUUUGGGGGGCCUCUGCUUUUGCCACUGCGGCGGAAGCUAAAUGGCGUACACGAAGCAAGUUCAGGACAGACAACAAAGGGGGGCUCGGGACUGGCAGGCUCCCUUCUGGGCCUUCUCAGGGCCCCCUGGGGAGGAUUGAAUCCCAAGGACCAAGUUUUUAGGAUUAACGUCAGAAAUGGAGACGAGAUCAGCAAACUGAGGCAGCUAGUGAAUUCAGACGACUUUAAGCUCAGUGUUUGGAAAUCUCCCUCCACCUUCAGUCGUCUUGUGGAUGUCCUGAUCCCGUCUGUCAGCCUGCAGCCGGUCAAAUCCUUCCUAAAGUCCCAGGGCUUAGAGUACUCAGUGACAAUUGAAGACCUGCAGGCCCUUUUAGAUCAUGAAGAUGAAGAAAUGCAACACAAUGAAGGGCAAGAGCGAAGCAGUAAUAACUUCAACUAUGGGGCCUACCAUUCCUUGGAAGCGAUUUACCAUGAGAUGGAUAGCAUUGCUGGAGAUUUUCCUGAUUUGGCGAGCAGAGUGAAGAUUGGGCAUUCAUUUGAAAACCGGUCCAUGUAUGUACUGAAGUUCAGCACUGCAGAAGGCAGGCGGCGGCCGGCCAUUUGGCUGAACGCAGGCAUCCAUUCCCGGGAGUGGAUCUCGGUGGCCACGGCGAUCUGGACUGCGAGGAAGAUUGCAUCUGAUUAUGGGAAGGACCCAGCCAUCACCUCCAUCUUGGAGAAAAUGGAUAUUUUCUUGUUGCCCGUGGCCAAUCCUGAUGGAUAUGUGUACACACAAACUCAAAACCGAUUAUGGAGGAAGACACGGUCCAUAAAUCCUGGAAGCUCUUGCAUUGGUACUGAUCCAAACAGAAAUUGGAAUGCUAGUUUUGCAGGAGAGGGAGCCAGUGGCAACCCUUGCUCUGAAAUAUACCACGGACCCCAUGCCAAUUCGGAAGUGGAGGUGAAAUCGGUGGUAGAUUUCAUCCAAGAACAUGGGGAUUUCAAAUGCUUCGUCGACCUGCACAGCUACUCACAGCUGCUGAUGUACCCGUAUGGAUACACGGUCAAAAAGGCCCCAGAUGCUGAUGAACUGGACAAGGUGGCAAGGCGUGCGGCCAAAGCUCUGGCUUCCCUGUCGGGCACUACCUACCAAGUGGGUCCCACCUGCACCACUGUCUACCCAGCUAGCGGGAGCAGCAUUGACUGGGCCUAUGAUAAUGGCAUCAAGUAUGCGUUCACAUUUGAGUUGAGAGAUACUGGGCACUAUGGCUUCCUCCUACCAGCCAACCAGAUCAUCCCCACUGCCAAGGAGACCUGGUUGGGGCUGAAGACCAUCAUGGAGCACGUGCGGGACAACCUCUACUAGACGAAGAGCCCCACUCUGUCUUCAGUUAUUUAUCCCCGUGUCUGCAUGUCUGCUGAGGCUCCUAUUAAAGGGAGCUUGUUCUUUCGCAUGUGAAUCAGAGCCCUCUAGCUUUGUGGGGAGCACAGGGCAGCCCCUCCCCAGCCCUCAUCCUUGAAGUUUGUGCAUUCUGGUGGUGCAUCUUGGAGAAGCACUGCCUCUUCCCUGCAGUGUUCUGGUCCUGCUGUUUCACUGGGCCCUUUGUGUGCCCUUCCUUUCACAUAAUUGGUUGGGCAGGCCACACUUAGGGUCACUCCGCAGUGGGUGGCAUGCCUCUACCUCAUUUUUAGAACAAAAAGACAUUUAAGAUGGUUCUCUAGCUUUAUCCAGUCUGGCCUAGCUGGUGACCUUGGUCUGCUAGGGCCCCCAGAGGGGCACCCUGGGAGAGACAAUGCUUAUCUUUGAGAUUAGUCUGUAAGAUGACACAGAACUUCCU
This is a messenger RNA of Hyaena hyaena (striped hyena), 2335 nucleotides long. RefSeq names its product carboxypeptidase A4-like. Gene Ontology annotation, molecular function: metallocarboxypeptidase activity; zinc ion binding. Gene Ontology annotation, biological process: proteolysis. The record is from RefSeq and is a predicted model, not a curated record. Bases 1 to 1863 code for a protein of 620 amino acids. The transcript is spliced from 13 exons. NCBI's taxonomy places the organism in Eukaryota, Metazoa, Chordata, Mammalia, Carnivora, Hyaenidae.